Molecule: messenger RNA, 4434 nt
Organism: Erigeron canadensis
Lineage: Eukaryota; Viridiplantae; Streptophyta; Magnoliopsida; Asterales; Asteraceae
Product: putative disease resistance RPP13-like protein 1
Exons: 2
Coding region: 1-3861 (1286 amino acids)
Biological process (GO): defense response to other organism
Molecular function (GO): ADP binding
Source: RefSeq, a predicted model, not a curated record
AUGGCUGAAGUCAUUGCUUCUGACAUUCUCAAAAUGGUCAUCCAAAAGCUGGCCACCGAAGCUAAGAACAGAUAUGUUCGAGCUCAGCGAAUUCAUUCUGAUCUCAAGAACAUGGAGAGGUCGUUGACCCAGAUCACAAAUGUGUUGAAUGAUGCUGCUGAAAAAGAAAUAACUGAUGAAGCAGUUAAACAGUGGCUGAAUGAUCUUCAGCAUCUGGCUUAUGAUAUAGACGACAUACUUGAUGGUCUGGCGACCGAAGCUAUGCACCAUGAGUUGACCCAACAACCUGCAGCCAUCACCAACAAGGUAAGAAAGCUCAUCAUCCCGACUUGUUGCACAAAUCUAGCACUUAGUAAUAGGAUGCAUUACAAGUUGGAUAGUAUUUCCAAUAGGUUGCAAAAUCUUGAAAAAGAAAAAAAUAGGCUUGGUUUGAUUGUGAAAGAUGGCAGAUCAAAAAUGAAUAUAAAUAGAAAGUAUCAGACCUCUAUGGUAGAUGUAUCUAGUAUUGUUGGACGAGAAAAGGAGAAGAACGAAUUAGUCCACAAGUUAUUAGGGGGUGAAGAAUGUGAUCAAAACCUUAGCAUCAUUCCCAUAGUUGGCAUGGGUGGGGUAGGUAAAACUACUCUAGCUAGACUUUUGUAUGAAGAAAAGCAAGUCAAGGAUUGUUUCCAGCUCAAGGCAUGGGUUUGUGUUUCAGACGAGUUUGAUAGCUUUGCCAUAAGUAAAGUUAUCUUUCAAUCUGUGACGGGUGAGGAUAGAAAUUUUGCAGAUUUAAAUCUCCUUCAACUAGCUCUUAGAGAUCAGCUUAGUGGUAAAAGAUUUCUACUAGUUUUAGAUGAUGUAUGGAGUGAAAGUUGUGAAGAUUGGGAAACGCUUGUGGUUCCGUUUCAUGCAUGUGCUCAUGGAAGUAAGAUCAUAAUGACAACACGAAAGGAACAAUUGCUCAAACAAUUGGGUUACAACCAUUUAAACCAAUUGCAGAGCCUUUCGCAUAAUUAUGCUAUGACAUUAUUCGCUCAACAUGCAUUGGGUGUAAAUAACUUUGAUUCAUAUCCAAUGCUGAGAUCACAUGGUGAAGGCAUUGUGAAAAAAUGCAAUGGCUUGCCUUUGGCUUUAAAAGCACUUGGUAGACUAUUGAGGACAAAGCAAGAUGAAGAAGAGUACUGGAAGGAAAUUUUAGAUAGUGAGAUAUGGAGUUUAAAAGAUGGAGCUGGAAUUGUUCCGGCUCUCAGACUAAGCUACCAUGAUCUUUCCGCACGUCUAAAGAGGUUGUUUGCAUAUUGUUCCUCGUUCCCCAAAGACUAUAUGUUUGACAGGGAGGAUUUGGUUUUGUUGUGGAUGGCAGAAGGGUUGUUGCGCCAAUCGCCUCCUACCAAUUUGACAGAAGAACGCUUGGGUCAUGAAUGUUUUGAAGAGUUGUUGUCAAGGUCGUUUUUCCAACAUGCUCCUAAUGAGUCAUUUUUUGUAAUGCAUGAUCUAAUAAAUGACUUGGCCACAUAUGUUGCUAGAGAUUUCUUUUUAAGGUUAGACAAUGUGAUGGUAAGAGAAGUUAAGAAAGAAGUGUUAGAAAAAUGUCGUCAUAUGUCAUUUGUUCCUGAAACGUAUGUAACUUACAGGAAGUUUGAAGCACUCGGUAGAGCGAAAAGUUUGAGAACAUUUAUGGCAACAUCUGUUGGUUUAGUAGAAAGUUGGAGAAGUUUCUACUUAUCGAAUAAGAUUCUUGUUGACUUACUUUCUGAGUUACCACUCUUAAGGGUUCUAUGCUUGAGUAAUUGUGAGAUAAGUGAAGUGCCUGAUUCAAUUGGUAGUCUAAGGCAAAUGCGGUAUCUUAAUCUAUCCCGAACAAAAAUCACACGUCUACCAGAAAGCGUUUGCAAUCUUCACAAUUUACAAGUAUUGAUUGUUUUUUACUGUUCUCAUUUGGCUAGGUUGCCCAACAACUUCUCAAAACUGAAAAAUUUGCGUCAUUUUGACCUUCGAAAUACCCCAUGUUUAAAUAAGUUACCUUCAAGGAUUGGUGACUUGAAAAACUUACAAACUCUCUCCAAGAUCAUUAUUGAAGGUCACAAUGGAUUUGAAAUAAGCGAGCUUAAAGAAUUCAAGAAUCUAUGUGGGAAAGUUUCUAUUAAGGGGCUGGAUAAAGUGCAAAAUGCAAUUUGUGCACGGGAGGCUAACUUUUUUGGAAAGAGGCUUAGUGAGUUGGAAGUGGAAUGGACUGAUGUGUCUAAUGUUUCUCGAAAUGAAAUGGUUGAGAAGGAGGUCUUAAACGGGCUGAAGCCUCAUAAUGAAAGCUUAAAACAACUCAAAGUGUUGUCUUAUGGGGGAAUAGAGCUUCCAAAUUGGGUUGGGGAUCCGUCGUUUUUUCAGUUGAAACAUGUGUCAAUACAUGGUUGUAAAAGAUGUUUAUAUCUACCAUCACUGGGGCAGUUACCUUCACUCAAAGGGUUGUCCAUAAAAGGCUUGCAUGAAGUGAAAGUUGUAGGUUUGGAGCUAUUUGGGUCUAGUGGAACAUUUCCUUUACUUGAAACUCUAAAAUUUGAAGAUAUGCCAGGGUGGGAGGUGUGGUCAGCCAAUAGUCAAGUUGUGUUUCAAUGCCUUCAAGAGCUUCAUAUCAUAAGUUGUCCUAGAUUGGCUAAAUUGUCACUUGAAGCACUACCAUCAUUGAGGGUAAUAAGAGUAUAUCGAUGUGGCGAUGUUGUGUUGAGAAGUCUUGUUGAAGUAGCUCCAAAAGUCAUCCAAUUGGACGUAAAAGAUAUUUCAGGUCUUAUAGAUGAUGUGUGGGGAGGCGUUACAAAAUAUAUUGGUGCAAUUGAAGAAUUAACGAUUAGUUGGUGCCAUGAGAUUAAAUACUUGUGGGAAUCAGAAACAGAGGCAAGUAAGGUUUUUGUGAAUCUAAGGGACUUGACUAUAGUAGAUUGUGAUAAUUUGGUAAGUUUAGGAAAUAAAGAAGGAGAUGAGGAGGGUAUUUGUGGUAGAACUCUACACCUAACAUCUCUUGCAAUAUGGUCAUGUAAAAAUAUGGAGCGGUGUAGAGUUCCAAAGAGCAUUGAGAGAUUGGAGAUUCGUCAGUGUGAUUCUAUUACAAAAAUCUCCUUCCCAUUAGGAGGGAAAAAGCUCAAAACAGUUUGGAUUGCGCAAUGUGUGGCAAUGAAAAGGGAUUUCGGAGGAUAUGAACAAGGAGAAGAAGAUAAGAGCAUGAUGCUUUUAGACAACAAUUCCAUGCCAAUUCUUGAAGAGGUGUGGAUUGAGAAUUUGCCAAAUCUAGAAUUCAUCAAUAAAUUGAAUUGCUUCCUUCACCUCACCAUGUUGGCAAUAGACUAUUGUUCAAGUCUGGAGACGUUUCCUGACCACCAGUUGUUGGAUCUCGCCUCCUUAAAAACAUUGUGUAUUAUAGAUUGUCCAAGACUGAAUGCAUCCUUUCCUCGUGGGUUUUGGCCUCCCAAGUUGUGUCGGCUUACAAUUGGGCGGUUAAAGAAGCCCAUCUCUAAAUGGGGUCCACAAAACUUUCCCCGGUCACUUGUAAAACUAAGCUUAUAUGAGGGAUCGUCCUCAGAUGAUAAUGAGGAUGUCACUGAUUUUAGUCAAUUGUCCAAUCUUCUUCCUUCAUCUCUUACUCAGCUAGAAAUAAACGAGUUUGAGAACUUGGAAUCAGUUUCAAGGGGACUCCAACAUCUCACCUCCCUCCAACAUCUCUCCUUUGAUAAAUGCCCAAAGAUGAAACAUUUGCCAGAUAUGUUGUUUCCAUCACUUUUGAGUUUGAGAAUCUGUGACUGCCCAGAUCUGAAAGAAAAAUGCAACAGAGAUGGCUCCUACUGGCCUCUCAUUUCCCAUAUACCCUGCAUCGAAAAUUCGUCAUGUUGAGCAUAAGAGGGAGAAAGAAAUAAGCAGAUAAUCACUCACCAAUAUUUAAUGGGAAGCAAUGACAUCUCAGUUUAGAAUCCCAUCUAUAUAUAUGGAACUGAUAGCAAAAGUCUGGUAAUCAACUUCAGAGCCACCAAACAUAUGCAGUUUUUGCCAACCAUAUCUAGUGGCUGCAUUCAAGGAGCUCUGAUCAUAGUUCUAAUUGAUGAACAUCCAGCAGGAAAUACAAUAAUGGAGAACACAGUGCUUUUCUCAAGUUUACGACACUUGCGCAUGGAGUUUUAUGAUGAGUUCAUGGAGCCAUCUGCUAUGAAUUCGCGGAUGAAAGAUCCAAUGUCUCAAUUGGAAACAAUUAUCAUAUUAGAUAUAUAUGUUUUUGAUCUCUGUAUGGAGUCAAAUAAGUUUUUACUAUUUUACCAUAAUACUAGUCAUCCGUGUUUACUGGACAGACCAUGUGUUUCGGGAGAGUUUACUGGCAUUAUGAGUUAGUGGCUUUGGGUUAGGAAUCUUUUCUUAUGUUUGGGAGUUCCGUUUGUAGUAUAGUAUAUGGUAUCCAAUUUUCAAUACAAUAAA